AUGGGUGGAAAAGCAGAAAAGGGCACUCCUAAAUAUAUAGCAAAUAAGAUUAAAGCUAAAGGCUUACAAAAAUUGAGAUGGUAUUGUCAGAUGUGCCAGAAACAGUGUCGUGAUGAGAACGGUUUUAAAUGCCACACAAUGUCUGAAUCACACCAGCGGCAGCUUUUGCUGUUUGCUGACAACGCUUCGAAAUACAUAGACCAGUUCUCCAAGGAAUUUUCCGAUGGCUACUUGGAGCUACUACGUCGUCAGUUCGGCACAAAACGGGUGAAUGCCAAUAAAGUGUACCAAGACUAUAUCUCUAACAGGGACCAUCUCCACAUGAAUGCAACACAAUGGGAAACCCUGACUGACUUUGUCAAGUGGUUAGGGAGAGAAGGUAAAUGUGUUGUGGACGAAACAGAGAAGGGGUGGUUUGUUGCGUAUAUAGAUAGGGACCCAGCGGCGAUCGCUGCACAGGAGGCCAAAGCAAAGAAGGAGAAGAUGGAUAAGGAUGACCAGGAAAGAAUGUUAGAAUUCAUACAGAAACAAGUGGAGAAAGGGAAGAAGGAGUUCAAGGCUGAGGAGCCCUCGUACACAGAACUAAAACGAGAGAACAGCCAAGAGAAACUCACACUCAACAUUAAUUUGAAGAGGAAAACCGAAGAGAAAGCUGAAGGCCUCCCAAAAUCAGUACUGCAAGCAUCGAAAAUCAAAGAAGAAUCUUCCAGCAAGAAGAAGAGGACAGAAGAAUGCAAAAGCAAGCAGUCGGCUCUAGAUGAGAUUAUGCAAAUGCAGGAAAGAGCGAAAGAGAAAGCAAAUAGAAAGGACUACUGGCUGACUGAAGGUAUCGUUGUAAAAAUCAUCACAAAGUCCCUCGGCGACAAGUUUUACAAGAGGAAAGCGGUCGUCGAACGUCUCGUUGACAAAUACGCGGCGCACGUCAAACUGACAGAUGACAAUGUCAAACUGAAACUUGAUCAGAACCAUGUGGAAACAGUGAUACCUUCACCCGGGCGUGUGGUGAGGUUUGUGAACGGGGCGUACAGAGGAGAGAUUGGAGUGCUGAGGGAUAUUGACACCGACAACUACUGUUGCGACGUCGAGAUAUCAGAGGGACUUUUGACUGGUCGUCUAGUCAAAGGGGUACAGUAUGAAGAUAUAAGCAAACUCGCUACGUGA
Molecule: messenger RNA, 1161 nt
Organism: Parnassius mnemosyne (clouded apollo)
Lineage: Eukaryota; Metazoa; Arthropoda; Insecta; Lepidoptera; Papilionidae
Source: the annotation of a GenBank genome assembly